CCAAGUUACACAGACAGAAUACCAAAGUGACACAAACUCACAAACCAGCCCACCUGAAUAUUUACCGCCGGAAUCCACUUUCCUAACAGAAUAUGCUUUUUCAAGCUACCAGAUUUUUUUAACCCAUUUAUUCUAAGCAAUAGUAAUCAAAGAAAAUGGCUGAUAUGGAAAGUGCAUGUGAAGAAUGCACUAAGAAUUGUAUCAUGAUGCAUAAAAAGGAUAAAAAGCCGGAAGCGGUUACUACGACAUUCUUCAAAGUCAUGAUUGGAGAAGAUUAUGACAAAGUUUUGUUUCUGCCUCCAAAGUUUUCUCGUUGUCAAAUUGAAGAGGUUCCUAAUUCAACAUGGCUUGAAGAUUCAUCAAAUGGCGAGAAAUGGCAGGUAAACAUUAGCAAAGUUGAUGGCUCAAUGGCUUUUAGAGAAGGUUGGGAUAAAUUUGUAUCAGAUCACUGCCUAGAAGCGGGUGAUUUCUUGGUUUUUCAUUACAUUAAGGAUUCUCGCUUUGUUGUCUUGAUGUAUGGAAAAAGUGGCUGUCCUGAACUCCGACACCAAAUGAAUCUCCCCAAGAAAAAUAAGAACAUGAACUCAAACAAUCGUAGCCCAUCAAAUGCGAACAGUAAUGGCCAGCAUUAUUUAAGUGAAUCUUCUUCAAAAUUUGACUGUUCUCGGCAGAAGAAGAAAAGAAGUAUAAAGGAAAACGAUGCCAUGCUGCCACCAGAUGGGAACAUUACAAAUACUAAUCAUUUACCCGUGUCAUUGGUUCAACCUGGGACCCUUGGUUCAGAUAUAGAAAAGGGUCAGAGAUCUGAACAAUUGGUCCGAAAAACAAACUGUGAUUCCAUGGUUUGUGAAACUCAAAUCGCAACCUGUAGGCCAGAUAAAGAAAUGAGCCAAACAUGUGAACCAUUGGUCUGUGAGACUGGUACGACUGUGAAAAACUUUUGUAAGCCUGAUAACGAUGAUGAAAACGUAGAUGAUGAAUACAGAAAAACAGAGCCUAAAGCUAACCCUUAUUCCACGAGCCAAAGAUGUGAACCAUUGGUUUGCGAGACUGGUACACCUGUGGAACAGUCUUUUAAGCCUGCUAAUGAUGAUGCAAAUGUAAAAGAUGAAUACAGAAAAACAAAGCCUAUAGUUAACCCAGAUUCCAUGAGUCAAAGAGGUGACCCAUUGGUUUGCGAGACUGGUACAACUGUGAAAGAAUUUUGUAAGCUUAAUAACGAUGAUGCAAACUUAGAUCAUGAAUAUAGAAAAACAAAGACUAAAGUUAUCCCAGAAGAAUCUGAAGGUGCCUUGAAAAGCAAAGUGGAGGACAGAGGCAACGGAGAAGAAACUCAAGAUGACAUUUAUAAGAGAAUGAAAACAAAUUUCCCGGCGACUAUAAAACGAAAGCAAAGUACUGCGAUGCUGAGUGAAACUACAUGUAACAAUUCUAAAAAGCAGAAACUGGGGAACUUCAACAUUACAUCUAAACAGAUGGAAACGAUGGAAAAGGAGCUUGUCAAGGUAAAGGAAACAGACACCUCAGGUUCAAGGUUACAUAAAGGUGGUACCUCAUCUGGAAUUUCUCUUAAACCAACAGCUAAACGGAUGGAAGGGAUAAAAAAGGAACCAACGACUUACUAUGACUCGGGGGGCCUGAACAGAACAUAUUCAGGAAGCAAGUUGAAAGAUACCAAGAGGGAUUGCCGCAACUCUCCUAAAGUUGAAAAUGACAGAGACUUCCUGAAAGUUAAACCUGAGCCUGUAGAUGAUGACGAGGCACCCUCGUCCAUUCCCACCAACACUACCUUUUCUGCAGUGAUGAGUAGUUACAAAUAUAUUGAGUUGCCGAAUCAGGUGAAGUUGAAGACGGUGAUUUUCCUGAGAAAUGGUUCUGAUCUUUGGCCUGUUUUAUUUCAAAGCAAGUUUGGUUUGAAGGCUUUAACACAGAAUUGGGAAGUAUUUGCAAAGGAAAGAGGUAUCAUGCUGGGUGACAAGUGUGAUUUUGUGCUUGAAAGUGAUCCAAAUAAAGGUGUUUUUAGUGUGCACAUAAGUAGAUAAUAAAUCGUGUCCUUCACUCUUUUGAACUCAUUGCCCUUAUGUAAAUUGUAACUAAGAUGCAAAGUGUUUUGGUCGUGAUAGUAGAAUCGUGGAACUAAUAUUUUUGUGUUUUUAUCGUAAUGCAAGAUUUUUGGUUGUAAUC
Molecule: messenger RNA, 2184 nt
Organism: Erigeron canadensis
Lineage: Eukaryota; Viridiplantae; Streptophyta; Magnoliopsida; Asterales; Asteraceae
Exons: 7
Coding region: 156-2042 (628 amino acids)
Molecular function (GO): DNA binding
Source: RefSeq, a predicted model, not a curated record